AUGGAUAUAAGUAUCAAAGACUCACUGGCUAAUAUUUCAGGUGCUGCAAUAUUUGACAUGGAAUAUUCAAGAUGGUUAGAUGAUGACCACAGGCUCAUGUCAGAGCUUCGAAUGGGGUUGCAAGCACAUUUAUCUGAUGGCGAUCUCAGGGUGAUUGUAGAUGGUUAUAUUGCCCAUUAUGAUGAAAUUUUCCGCCUGAAGGUAUUGGCUGCCAAAUCUGAUGUUUUCCACCUUAUUACUGGAAUGUGGACUACUCCAGCUGAACGGUGCUUCCUCUGGAUGGGUGGUUUUCGGCCAUCUGAGCUAAUUAAGAUGUUAAUACCACAAUUAGAUCCAUUAACCGAGCAGCAAAUCGUGGGGAUUUACAACCUCCAGCAAUCCUCACAACAAGCAGAGGAAGCCCUGACCCAAGGAUUAGAACAGCUUCAACAGUCCCUUAUCGACACGAUUGCUAGUGGGUCUAUCAAUGAUGGUAUGCAUCAUAUGGUUGUUGCUCUUGGCAAGCUAACCAAUCUUGAAGGUUUUGUUCGUCAGGCUGAUAAUUUAAGGCAACAAACCCUUCAUCAACUGCACCGGAUACUGACAGUUCGGCAAGCUGCAAGAUGUUUUUUGGUGAUUGGAGAGUAUUAUGGACGAUUACGAGCCCUAAGUUCCCUCUGGGUGUCUGGACCGCGAGACACUUUGAUCGCCGAUGAAAACUCUUGUCAAACAACGACGGAUUUGCAAAUGAUGCAAUCUUCGCAGAACCAAUUCCCAAACUUCUAACCAAGCUCAAGCUAGCCAGUAGCUGCCUUGAUGUUCAAAACACCAUGGCCUAUCGUUGUCUUGGCGUUGUUGGACUUCUUCUCGAUUACUCCAUAGGAGAUAGGAUAUUUGUCUUUAAUUUUUUUGCACUUUAGCCUUAUAAUACCUUCCUAUCAUUAUGUUAUCUUGUAAAUUUAAAUUAAUUUUAUGUGCAUGAGGAAAGCUUUUCACUUAAGUUGAAGAGAGAGAAGAGA
Molecule: messenger RNA, 998 nt
Organism: Ilex paraguariensis (yerba mate)
Lineage: Eukaryota; Viridiplantae; Streptophyta; Magnoliopsida; Aquifoliales; Aquifoliaceae
Source: the annotation of a GenBank genome assembly